Messenger RNA from Drosophila guanche, 15536 nucleotides. It is a transcript of the gene Svil, whose product is annotated as supervillin. The record is from RefSeq and is a predicted model, not a curated record. The coding region runs from base 878 to 15049 and encodes 4723 amino acids. Gene Ontology annotation, cellular component: cytoplasm; actin cytoskeleton. Gene Ontology annotation, biological process: actin filament severing; actin polymerization or depolymerization; cytoskeleton organization. Lineage: Eukaryota; Metazoa; Arthropoda; Insecta; Diptera; Drosophilidae. The transcript is spliced from 19 exons. Gene Ontology annotation, molecular function: phosphatidylinositol-4,5-bisphosphate binding; actin filament binding.
AUCGAAAUGGUCACCUGCGAUAAAAAGAAAACUAAAAUGCACUAAAAACAAACACCCCGCUAACAAACCGACGAACUGUAAAUAAUUGUAUAAAUAAAUGUAACAGUAAAUAAAAGUUAAAGUAAAGUUAAAGCGCCUGCGCAGAGGUACCUCCAGAAUACGUGUGUGCCUACAAGUUAUAAGCAAGCGGAUUGUGCCUCCCAGCUACAGCAUAGAAUGUGCCUCAAUUAUCCAUAGAUUGCGCCUUACGGAUUGUUGUGCCUUGAAAUGUAUUUGUUUGAUCGAUUUUGUGUGUGCGAAGAAGCCACCUUGUGAAGGCAUUUCUCAUGUGAAACAAGUGAACAAAAUGCGAGCAUAGUUCCCAUAGUGCGAGGGUCAACAAAUAAAACAAAAACCGAAAAAGUGUGUUACCAACCAACCCUCUGUGGAAGCCAACCCCAAGGAAAACUCACUUCCUUCUUAUUAACCAACUUUUGUUACGUUUUUUAUACGGUGCCGAUGACUAAUUGCGUUUAUAUAGCCCGACUAUAUAAAGACUGUACAAUAAGACACGGCCGACAAACAACCCCUUUUAAUUUCCAAAAAACCAACGAAGAAACUUUAAUUUCAAGUGCUGGAAAUUGCUUCGCUCUGAAGUGAAGUUUUAGAUUUUCAUAGCAAGCAAAGAUUUUCCUUACAUUUUCAUUUGGCAUUUUGCACGGGCAUAAACUCGAUAGGAAUUCGAGCAAUCAAAAGUGAACUAAAUUCGAAGUAGAGCAAAACGAUAAAAGAAUCAGCAUCAAACAGAUGCAGUUGCUGCCACAGGAGUUUGCUGCAUAAUUAGCAUUCAAAACGGAACAAGACACAGACAGAAAGAUACAGAUACAGCUGCUGCAAAAUGUAUCUCAUACAGACUGUUCAGACCACUUGGCGGCCACAAUUGCCGCUGCCCAAGGAGCUGCAGCUAACAGAUGAACGGCACAACGAUACGAAACUAAUAUCCACCAAAGCGGACAUUCAUUAUACCCAGAAUUACGAGGAGAACUAUCAGCCAGCAGCAGGAGCAGCAGAGGAGGAACAGGAGCAGGAGCAGCAGCAGAUGGAUCGAUUGAGGGGCAAUCAUGGUGGGAGCAUCGGAGGCUCCUCCCAGCAGUUGUCCCACAAACAGAAAUGGUCCUUUGGCCGACUAUUUCGAGGCAAGAAAAAGGAUGCAGCAGAGUGCAGUCCGUCAUCCAGUGAGGAGGAUCGCAAGGCCGGCUUUGUGCCCACCCAACGACAGUCGACGGGCAGUGGCAAGCCCAAGGGAAAGCCAGGGAAAUCCACUGCCUCCAGAGGCAGCAGCAGAUACGAGGAGCAAGCGCCGCCACCGCCACCACCACAUCCCUCCCACUCCAUUGACAAUGAGUUUUUCCUGCCAGUGGAGACGAUACAGCAGCAGCCGGAGCCGUAUUACCAAAAUCAACCAGGACCAAGCUACUACCAUCGUUCGAUGAGUAAUUCGUUGGACAGACGGGGACUCAUGCAACAGCAGCUACAGCCACACCCACAGCACAUGGCUGGCAAGUCCCGCUCUGCGCAGAGGAAACCCCCGGGCGUGCAUCACUCCAGCGCCGAGGAGGAGCUGAUCUCAUUGAACUCUUCGACCUUCUCCAAGUACCGCAGCGACGAGAGCAUCCACAGUGGCGGGCACGCCCUGAUGCAGGGCUCCGCUCAGUCCCAGUGCCCGUCGCAGUCGCAAAACAGUCGCCGCAGUCGUGCGGCACGCAACGAACGCUACUACAAGCGACUCUCACGCGAUGGAGAGCAGAGUCAUGGCGGUGUGCCACCGCUGCCCAAUUCACAGCGCUACAAAACGCAGCCACUGCCGUUGUCCAUCUAUCAGCCGAGUGCCGCGUAUGUCCAGUGGCAGCCACAACAGCAGCCGCAGCAGCAGCAGCAGCAGCAGCAGCAGCAGAGGCCGCUGCAGAAUACGAUUCAGAGCGAUGGGAAGCGCAGCAUCAGCUACGACAGUCACAUCCAUUUGCAGAAUGUGAAUGGCAGGAUGCAGAGCAAGCCACUGCCACCGCCGCCACCACCACGUGAUCCACUGCGACGUGUGCAUGCCGUGGGCUCCAGCUCGGGCGAUUUGCGUCCCGUUUCCUAUGCCUUUGAUCACAGUGGAAGGUGUGUGUCGGACGAUAGAAUAUGGCAGCCAGCGCCGCACUAUCAAUCGGUGCAUUCAUUGAACUCUCAGCCCAGCUCCUCGAUAGCCAGUGCGCCGCCAGUGAGCCAACAGCAGCAUCAUCGACGCUUCAUCACUCGCUCGGAGCGGAAUGCCAAUCCUGGCAAGCAGUCCCUACCAAAUGGCAUUGAUUUUCACUACGUGGCAGAUGCCACACCGCGCUCCCGUAAGCCCAUACACAUGAUGGAGGCGGACAAGCAGGAGGCAACACCACCCUCCAGUGGAAUGCUGAGAACCUCAAAGAGUGGACUACCCACAGCAGCGGCAGCGGCUGCACCACAGCCCAUACUCAAACCCCGCUCCAUUUCCAGCUCCCGUUUGAGCGAAAUGCGUGGCGGAUAUCCCAUGCCCAUGUAUUCGGAGGUGCUGAAACCCAAGAGAACGGCGGCGCCUGCUCCCGCUGUCAAUGCGCUGCCUGAUCAGGAUACUGUGGUGUGCGGCAGUCUGCAGAUUAAACCAAAUUAUGUGGAAAUCAGGCAUCGAGAUGUUGUACACAAGACCAACUCCAUGCCGCAUCAUUAUCAGCGUAGAUCUGGCGAGGAUUUGCCCAACAAAUACGAGGAAUAUGUAGCGGAGAAGCGAGAGCAACACCAGCAGGCACCACCGCCAGUCUAUCCCGAAAGAAAGCAGAGCCUGCCCGCUGCGGCGCCUGUGUAUUUCCCACGCAAGAAGCCAGCCAACUUGGAGGAGGCCAUCAAUGAGCUGGAGGCCAUUUACAAGAGUCUGGGACUCACAGAGCCACAGGAACCAAAAGCAGAGAUGCCACAGAUGGAGCCUCCUGCCGCGCCCAAGCUGCGUGUGCCCACUCCGAGUGACUUUGAGAAGUUCGCGCUGGCCCAUGCGGAUGAGUAUGAUGAUGAGGACUCCCCCACAGGCGAGCCAGAUCCAGUGCGGGAUGAUGUGGCCUACAGGAACUUGCAGCUGGCGAAUCUGCAGCAUCGUUCGUCUGAGCGGCAGCCACCGUUUGGCAUACCGGUGGGUCCCAUUGUGCCUGCCCCACAGUCGGACUAUCUGCACGUGGAACCCAUACGAGUGAUCAAAAAGAAGAAGAGCACCUCCCCGGACAUCGUGAAGGACGAUCUGGCAGUGCGUGCGCUGCGCAAGGAUCCGCCAGGACCCAAAUCAAGCUUCCACUAUCCCAUGCAAAAGAAACAGCGAGCCACACGGACUCAGUCCGCGAAUAUCUACAAUCUGAUCCAUCGAGAUGCAGCCAAACCAUCGGGUGGAGAUCUCAGGAGCUACAUGGAGCUGACCAAGAGCAUUGAGCGAGCGGGCAGCAUGUCGAAUCUGCAGGCCGAGGCCACCAGUGACAUACCAGCGACGUUGGAUCUUCUGCGAAAACUGAAAGCCCAGGAUGAGGAGAUGGAAGCGGUGCAAAAGAAAGCCCAUGCCAUACCCUUUCGUCAUCCCAGUCAGGGCGGUGCCAUUGCCCAUCUGCCAGAGCGUUUGAUCAGCAAGGAGGAAGCACCCAAGGCACCGCCUGUGGCCGCGCCACGAAAGAGUCUCACACCGGAACCGCACCUCGAUGAUGCGCUGAACAAAAUCGCGCAGGAUGCCCAAGCGAGCAGCCUUAAGUUGAGCCAAGAACUUCAUGAACUGCGCAGGGAGGCGCUGAUAACAGCAGCCAGGCCCAAACUGAAUGCCGAACAGCAGAAACUUGAGAAUGAACUGCAAGAGAUCGAUGCCGUGUCCAAGGCGGCCAAGAGAUGCGGCCAAAUGUUGCUGGACAAUCUGCCCGAUGCGGGACAGGAGGAGGAAUACCAGAUGCAACCACAAAGGAAGCUCCACAAGGAGGGAAAACUCAUACGCGCCAUAGAUGAGGUGUCCGAGGCGGCAAAUGCCGUGUGCGAGAAGAUCCUGAAGGAUAUUGUGACGACAGAGCCACCCGUGAUAGUCCAUGAGGCGCGGCAGGUGAAGCAGCCCACAGGAGCAGCCCAGACGGAGCAUCUAGUGAUGCCGAACCUCAUCAAAAAACUGGAUCCCAUACAAUCGGAGAAGAUGGAGCAUAUUGCGCGCCGCUGCAUGCGGCAGCUGAGCGAACUGGCGGAGGCACCGCAACCGGACUACGAUAAUCUGCCUGCUGCCUGUAAUAUAAACGCUGCACCAGCCACCGACGCUGCUGGGGCUGAUGCCACUCUCAUUUCUACCGUUCCAGAGACGCUCGAGGAGAUUGACAAAAUAAUGCAGGAGUGUGAGCGUCAGGCGAAGGGCAGCACAGCGGGUUCAGGCUCCACCACCGAUGAUCAACGCACCACUGCCCCCAGCAUAACGAGUGGCAGCAACAGCAACAGUCACAGUGGAGGCGGCAGCAGUUGUCCACCGAAUGUGAGCACCACAGCGAGCUCUUUCAGCAGCAGCAGCGAUUGCUUGGCCAAAUCAUCGAGUCCAUCGACUGCCAGUCGCCUAUUGUCCUCGAGCAUUACCUCUUUCAAUCCGUAUUCCUCGAGCGAUUACAUCAAGUCACAGAGCAGCGAUUAUCAUGCACCCAGCACCGAUCCCAUCAAGACAUUCAGCACCACAUCGUACGAUGUGCAGUCCACCACAGCGAAUAACACCACAAAUAGCACCAUGAGCACUACCAAUAAUACGAAUACGAUCAGCAGUUGCACCACAAACCUACGGGAGACAAAUCCGGAGACAACCGCCUCGUGCUCCUCCGUGUCUCCACAGCCGCUGCAGCUGACGCCCGUGCGAGGCACAUCCUCAUCGCCGUCGCAGUACAACUCCAGCGAGGAGCUGGCUGCCAUUUUUGGCAUCGAAGAGCAGCCCAAACAAAGGAAGAAUCGACAGCAACAGCAGCAGCAGCAGCAGCAGCACACAGAACCCACUGCGCCCUCAAGUGACUUAUCCACAGCCUCAGCCACUGCCAAAUCGAGCUGCCACAAGCCACAAGAAAAUUCGCAGACUUCACCUUCUACUGCAGCGACCAAAGCAAGAGCCUCUGAGGACUCCAGUGGCGCCUCAAAAUCCAGCGGAUACCGGGGACAGCAUCCACACUUUUAUCAUCAUACAACGCCCGCGUAUUAUACGGAUCUGCAGUUGAAGAUUCACACGCCACAGGCCACGGAUGUGGGUGCGUUGAAUGAGAAUUAUCAGAGUGUUUAUGCAACGCCCAGCUGCAACACACAGCUGGUGGAGCAGCGCAGAUCGUUUCCCAAGAGUGCAACACGUGCCACGUUUUUUCGUGGCGAGGCUGCAUCGACACAAGACGCCACAAGAAGGCGUCAGCGGCCGGGCAGCGAGUGCAAUCGUUACUUCAAAUACUCACCGGGAUCUGUGAGCCCUACAAAAGGUGAAGAAACGAGCAGCCACAGCAACCAUCCCUUGAGUCAGUCCCCCACAAUCAUCAGAACACCCAGCCACAGCCACAGCCACAGCCCCAGCAUUACACGCACACGCACCAACAAUAGAGAUAGUUGUAGUAAUCCACCCGUAGAGAAAGCUAGUCCUGUUCCAGCUCCAGCUCCAGCUCCUGCUCCAGGCCGCAACAGUCGCCAUAAGCAGCGGUUCCAUCAGCGUUCCAAGCGGGCGGUGCGCGUGCGCAGCGAGUCCCGUCCCAUUAGCGCUCUCUACGAUAUAAUAUGCAAGGAGAAGAAUCAGGACGAAGGCGACAGCACCACCAGCAGCAGCAGCAGCAGCACAAGCAGCGGCAACAGCAGCAGCAACGAGAAGGAGAAGGAGACGAAGGAGCAGCAGCAACUGAAGGACACGGUACCAAUAACCGACAAGCUGGCGACCUUUUGGCCUUUGCAUCAUCGCUUCCACACUCCCCCACCAUCAAUGCAGAAGGAGCCGCCUCCGGGUGGCGCCACCACUGCCACUGCCACUGCCACUAGUCUCAUGCCAAGGCGUGGCGUUGGCGUGCAGCCGGAGAACAGCAGCAGCGCAGACUCGUUGCAUGCCCUGCACUCUAGUCACAAUUGCACGAAUCUGGUGGCAGCCACUGCCAACGCCAAGGCCGCAUCGCUGCCCCCACAACCCGCACGUCGCGUGGCACCACCAGCUGUGUCUGUGCCAGUGUCGCAUCAUCAGCGCUUGGCCAAGAGCCUGGAGCCCUCGGCCAAGACGACAGCACCGCCCGCGUCGGCGAAUGUGCGAAACUAUGAUGCGGGCAGACCGGUCAGCACGGAACGGCUGUUCGUGGAGCCACCGAACGUCUCGGGGCUGGCAGUGCAGGAUUUCAAGCGUCGCUUGAUCAAUCAGGGGGAUGGACAUGAGGAUGCCGCCACUCCAGAGGAGCAGCAAUUCGAUCAGGGUGAGGUCUUUGAUACCCUCGCACGCUGGCAGAAGGAACUGACGUCUGCAAGUGACAAGAUUCAGCUGGUGAAUGGUGCGACAGCCACAGCCACAGCCAAUGGCCAUCAUGAUCAUUACGAGCAUCAACAUCAUCAUUCACCUCAUCUAGAACACGAUCAACGGUCGCACAUGCAUCAAGAAUCAUCAUUGCCAUCAGUAGAAUCGCCAGUGAGCAUAUCCAAGCAUCAGCAUCAGUUGUCUCCUCAACAUCAGCACCAGGCCACCAAUGCACGAAGAUUCAUAACGCGCACCACACGCUCCCAUAGUCGCCAGGGAUCCGCCACUGGUGGCCAUCACACAUCGCCACCGCCACCGUUGCCGCUGCUAUCCUCCGCCUCCGCGGGUGCCAUCAUCGGAUCUAGCACCACAGCCGCUGGCUAUCAUAGUGACUCCUCCUACAGUUCGCCCUCGCCCACCAGGAGACGGAAUAAACCAUUAAUUGGCACCGCCACAGGCACCGGCACCCUAUCCACAGAUCCCCAAUCCUCGGCGAAUGGCAAUAGUUCUGCUUAUGAAACGGCAGCCACCACUGUGAUGACACACGGACCAGCAGUAAAGGCGCCACUUCCACCUCCUCCUCCACCACAGCAGCAGCUGCAGCAGCAGCAGCAUCGUGAUCAACAGCAGCAGCAGUCGCCGGUUGCCACCGUUGAAGUUCCUAAGGCGGAAUUCAAGCCUCAACCUCCAACCGAGACGUCCAUCAGCGCCGCCGCCUGUCCAGUUGCAGUUUCAGUCUCCGCAGCAGCCACAUCUGCCGGUAACUCAGCAACAGCUACAAGCAGCAGCAGCAGCAACAACAGCAGGGGAAAACUUGCCACCAAAUGCAGCAUUAAUUGCGCUUACAUACACAACAACAAUUGUAGCUGCCACAGCAGCAGCAACAUCAGCAGCAACAGCAACAACAACAGUAAUCUGCAACUGCCACAGAAACGAGGCAACAACACCACGCCCAUGCCGCCCCUAGCUAAUGCCAACAAAGCGCCUUUAAUUGUGCUGAAAGCUGCAGCAGACGCAGCAUCAACAGGAGGAGGCACCACAGCUGUUGCCGCCGCCGCCUCUGCCUCGAGUUCACCCAUAAAACGUCGCAAGAAUCCGCCCGCCAUUUCCCCUUUGAGCUUUGGCUUGGAGGCAGCGACGGCGACAGCGACAGGGGGCGGCAGCUGCUGCUCUUCAUCCACAUCCACAUCGCCCCAAACCUCGCCAGCGGUGCGUCAAACUAAAGCCAGUCGACUGCGUGCCGCAGCGCUCGACAAGAAAAAGGAAGAGGAGCAACAACAGCAACAACGUCAGCGCUAUAGUUCGCCCUGUUCCCCAAGGAACCCUGGGGCAGCAGCAACAGGUGGUCGCUCGCCAAGUCGUCGGCUCAGCAGCUCUGAGAUUUCACCCAAAUCUGCCAUCGUGAGUGGCUUCAAUUCAGAGCCAGCAACAGGAGCAGUACAGCAGUUCAAGCCGCGUUCCUCCUCCCAACCGGCUGAUACACCGCCCACACAGCGCAGACAUAAUCUGGUGGCCGUUGGCAGUGGCCUCUCCAUGAAGCAGAACCUCAGCGAACUUCACUUUACGGCCUCGUCCGAUUGCACCCUGAAGAUGAUGCGGCCACGCAGCAGCACAUUGAGCACAGAGCAAACGGACAACCAAAAUGGGGCACGCGAUAAUCUCAAUUUGGCCAAUUUGCAGCUGAGUCCCGUGCAAAAGCACAAGCGAACGCCGGAGAGUUCCCCUCGUCGUCUGGGAGAUCGCGAUAAGUCGGCGAAACGUAAAUCAAAUUUGAAUCGUUCAUUGACAGAGGAAGCCACCAAGGAUGGCGAUGAGGCAGAUGCCACGAAUCGCCGACGACGACGUCGGGAGCUGGGCAUGGCACGUCCUUUGGUGCCUGGCGAUGAUGAGGCGCUGCGGGAUCUGCUCUCUCAGUCGCCGUUGAAGAGCUCUUGCAGCGAGUCCACUGGCGCCUCGAAAUCGGAGCCCGUGCGUUCUGUGGUAUGCACUUACCCAGGACUGCGUCAUCCCGAGGUGGCUGUGCGCACGAUGACAGCGGUGCUGCCAACGCCACGACCGCUGCAUGCCACACAGCCGGCGGCAAAGAGUCUGUCGCAAAAGUUCAAUGAGCGAACCCGUGCGGAUCUGGCGGAGAUUAAGAAGAUUGUGGAUCAAACGGAGGAGAAGCAACAGCAGCAGCAGCAGCAGAAGCAGCAGCCAGAGGAGCUGUCCAGUCAGAAAAUGUCUGCUGCAGCGCUGCGACGCAAGAGCACAGAUGAGGCAGGAGCCACAGGAGCUGCACAGAGCUCUCCCCCAGCCCCCAAUCAAAUUGUUUCCAUACUAAAGAAAAAGGAACAGGCCUUUGGGGACUGCAAUUCGAGUGCUUCGAGCAAUGCCUCACCGGUGACGUUCUCCUCGAGUGUCAUGGAUCCACCGCUGGCCGGAACUGCUCGCAGCAAGCGUCAGGGGAUACUGAAGAAGCGCUCGAGCCUGGAUGAAUCGCGUUACUACUCCCGCUCCCAUUCACCGGAUGAACGGAGCAUUCUGAUCAAGUCAGCGCGCAGGAACUCCCUCGAGGAAGCAGGCACGGGACUGAGUCCCGCCCAGAGUCAUGGCAUACUGAAGCAGAGCAGCUACGACAGCAGCAAGAGCGAUGGCUGCCCCUCGGCGACAGAGAGUCAGCCACACAGCAUACUGAAGAAGAAGGACUCGCUGUCGACGCCCUCGGAUGGCGGAUGCCACAAGCAUGUGUCCAUCUCGCAGGCCGUGACACUGGCAGCCGCUGAACUGGCGGCACAUCACGAUGGCAGCUACGGGCUGGAGGAUGUGGCCGUGGAUGCCGAUGGGCAUGAGAUUCGACCCAUUCUGAAGCAGGAGAGCACCUCCAGCGAGGAGGCUGUGCGCCCCCCGAAGCCCAUACUGAAGAAGAAAUCGUUCGGGGAUUCGGAUGAGCACGAGACGAUUCGACCGAUUCUCAAGUCCUCCCGCAAGAGUAGCCGCGAGGAGUUCGACUUGAGCGGAUUGGACCAUGAGGGCGGCAACGAUUCACCCAUUCAUCCCAUACUCAAAACGGAUUCACCCUCCAAGCGUCGCUCGCUGGGCUCCAACCACGACCAGGAUUCGCCGAGUCUCCUCAAGCGCCGCACCCGCUCACUGGAGCGUCAGGAUGCGCCACCAGUCAUCGAUUUGGCUGCUGCACUCGAUGCCAUCUCCACAUCGCAGGCGGCAGCUGCACCCAACAGCAGCACCCCCGUGGAUUUUGUCACCACGCCGUCGAGCAUAUCCGUGGCGGAGAGGAUUAAGCGCAUGGAGAUGCUCGCAACGCCGACCUCACGCCUGGCGGGUGGCAUCAAUAGCAGCUGGGAGUCGCCGCUACAACAUACACCAGAGGCAGCAGAGGGAAGUCCUGCGCCGCGACUGCUGAAACCAAGUGUCCUGCGAAGGGAUCUCCAACGAGAGCGAUACAAAACGCAGCCAGUUACCAGCGAGGAAAAGAGUUUCUUUAAAGCAAACUCCACGCCCUUUGACAUCUCGUCGUCGGGUGCUUCGUCGGCGUUCAAGCCCACCAAACCGCUGGACAUUCGCCUGAGUCACACCCAACAGCAGCAGCAACAGCCACUAAUUUCGCCGAUAACUGGACAACCACUGAGCCACGUGCCAGCCCCACUGCUGCUCUCCUCAUCGACACACUCGGGGGCAGGCAGCUCCUUCCGUUUGGCACGCAGCUCCACGCAACCCCUACAAUCUCCACGUGUCGUGCACUUGGCCGCACAGGGUGGGCAUUCGAGUGCAUCCCCCCCAACCUCAUCGUCCACGCUGCUGCUGGCACGCCAGCAUUCAAUCAACGACAGCGUCAAUCUCAGCGAACAGUUGACCCUCUCUGUGGGCACGGACAGUGAGCACAUCUUCGAGAUGUCCGGACUGGAUGAGGACUCGGCCAUACAGUCGCUGAGCGACGAUGUAUCCGCCUCUGCAUCUGCAUCUGCAUCUGCCACCGCCGCCGCAACCACAACGCCAGCCAGUGGUUUGGCCCGCAGCAAUAGUGUUCGGGCCAGGGCCAAUAUGUUCCAGCAAUUGCAGCAGGAACAGUCAUCGCGCAGUCGUCGGUCCGAGGCAGCAGCAUCAUCAUCAUCAGUAGCAGCAGCAGGAGAGCAGUCAACGCCACGUGCAACGGGAGCCACACGACGGCAAUCAUCGCCUGGAAAUACCACGAAUCUUGUGGAAAUGUCGUCCCUAAAUGAUGAUCCAAUGACGCCAAAUAACACGCAAGAUACAGAAUUUGGCAAACAGCCCAACGAACCAUUAAAGGGCAUUCUCAAGAGCAGACCUUUGGCUGGUCCCAUGGGUCGUGGCCUCAUGCCCGUGGAUCUCAAUGCGGAGCUAAAGAAUCGCCUGAAACGCUCCACGCAUGCCACCGUCUCGAACCUCCGCAAGUCGGCGACCACUGCAGAUGCCACACGUGGCGAUGAGGUGGACAAUCCGCAGCGGAACCUGGCGCAGAUACUGCGGAAUGUAUCCAAGGAGAAUGCCAACACACCGAAGCACGAUGAUGCCGUGAAUCUGGUGAGGAAUCUCGCCACGCUGGGCCAGCCUCGGGCGGCAGCAGCUAGCGAGGAUGCGGCGGCCGGUAAUUGUGCCUCUGCAUCGGAGGGCGAAAGUUCUGGGGGUCGCGAAAUCGAGGCAAUUAUCAAGAACAGUGCUGUGGCACGUCGUCGUCGCCAGCAGCAGCAGCAGCAACAGCAGCAACAGCAGCAGCCACAGCCGCCAGAUGGCAAUUCGCUCAUUGCAAAAAGUAAAAGUCACUCGGGCAUAGCAGCACCUCUGCCACCCAGCUUUGGUGGCAGCAUCGUUGGCCCCCAGUUGCCCCCACUUGGCAGCGGUUUCGUCAAGUUGCGUCAUGUAGCAAAGGGUGAAGAGGAGAGCCACCAGCAGCCCAGCACUUCGUCAGCGUCAGCGUCAGCGAAGGAAUCACCAGUGCACUCAUCGCAAUCAGCGACAGAUAAGAGCCACACAGCUGAGGAGGAGCAAACAGAAGACACAUCGAAUCCCACCGCUUUGCCCCAGUUUCUUCAAGGCGUGCGUCGCUCAUCGACCCAGGUCAUGGGUCCCGAUCAGCGCUCAAUGGCCAAGACCACCUCCAUUGCGGAGCGUCUGGCGGCGCUGCAGAAGAGCGGAGAGGAUGAUUGGAGGAAACGCAUCUCGAAGCGCGACGAAACCGAUGAUAUACGACGCGAAAACUUUGUAAACGAGUCGCUCUCUCUGGCCCACUCGCUGUCGGACAAGCCGCUGCCACCCUCGCCACUGAUACCCACCAGCCUUGAGGGCGGCAAGGUCUCCGAUCGCUUGGGCAAACUCAAAUCCAACUCGGAGAACUGGAAGCAGCGCAUAGAACAAACCGAUGCCAAGAAGUUCACAGUCGCUGGACGACUGCAGAAGAAGGCCCAGUCCCCGGUGGAGUUGCAGUUUGAGCGCUCGACCAACGAUGCGGCCAAGAAGUGUCCCAUGCUGGAGGUGCGCAGUGCCAAUCAGCCGCAGCUGGGCCUGGCCAAGAGCCCCUCCAUGAUGGUGACCAGCAGCACUAACACUGCCAAGACUACGCAGCGCAGCCUCAGCGUCAAUCCCGAGGAGGAGAUCUCCACUUUGAGCCGCUCGAACAGCAGCAGCUCCGACUCGGAUGGGGAGCGCAGUUCCCCGCAGAAUGCCAAACAGAACAAGGAGCUGGCCAACAACAAGAGUGCUGCAGCGCCCACGAAUGUGGGUUCGAGGAUACAGGUGCCACGACAUGACGACAAGGAGACCUUCGAGAACUUCUUUGCCACACAGCCCACAGCCAAUGCACAGCAGAAGGAGGCUGCGGCGGAGGUGGAGAUCAGCGCCUUCGAUGACAUAAAGCCCACAGAGCGUUUGGUGAGCAAACGGCAUGUGCAGGGACCUAAGGGACGUCGUGCUGCCCGCAAUCCCCUCAAGAGUCUGGCGGCACGCAGCGACAUCACUUCGGAGUACACGGAACUGCGCACAGGAGUGGCCGAGCGAGAGUUGCGUCGCCUCAAGCUGGAGUCAUUCGGACAGCCUGGAAAUGGAAAUCUCGCCGCUGAAGCCAUUGCCGGACUGGCCUCCAUAGAGGACUUCAAGGCAGUGGCCUUGAGGUCGUCAUCGCUGCCACUGCAGCAGAUGUGGCUGCCCCACAAACCGGUGAUGCUGCUGCAUGUCAAGGGGCGCACUCAUGUGCAGACCCGUCUGGUGGCUCCCAUUCACACGUCGCUGAAUCGCGGCGAUUGCUUCAUUCUAGUCUCGGGCUCCCAGCUCUACCGCUACGUGGGCUCCUUCGCGAAUGUCAUUGAGAUCUCGCGCAGCAAGAAGAUCUGCGCUGCCAUCGUGGAGAACAAGGAUCUGGGCUGCACGGCCAGCCAGGAGGUGAUCCUCUCGGAUGGCAAAUUCGUCAACGAGCGGCAGUGGCGCCAGUUCUGGUCGCUGCUCGGCAAGCCGGAGGAGGAGGCGUAUGAGAUUCCCGAAUGUGGCCAUGCCGACGAGGAUGAUGUCUUCGAGAGCAGUCUGAUUGAGACGAACAAGAUCUACGAGUUCCAGGAUGACGCUCUCAUCCCGCUGGACAAGUACUGGGGCUGCAUACCCAAGGUGGACAUGUUGGACACACGCAAGGUGCUUGUGUUUGACUUUGGCAGCGAGCUGUACGUGUGGAAUGGCAAGAACGCCACGUCGGAUGCCAAGCGGGCGGCCAUGCGGCUGGCCCAGGAGCACUUUGUGGCCAAGGAUUCGGCAGACUAUGCCCAGUGCUACCUGAAUCCCCUCAACUAUGUCUCCAUUGUCGGUCGCCGUGAGAGCACCACCUACGCCAAGCGAUGCGCGGAAAGGCCAGACUGGUGCGUGCUUGGGAAGAUUACCCAGAACAUGGAGACGGCGCUGUUCAAGGAGAAGUUCAGCGACUGGCCGGAGCUGGAGAGGGAGGAUCUGGAGAAGGACUACCUGGCGAAUGGCGUGCAUGUGGUGCGUGCCCUCAAUGGAGCGGCGCUGCACAAGGGCGAGCCCUACCAGGAGCCCAAUCUGGUGCUGGAACAGUCGAACCUCGGGAGGGGAAACUUCUACUACGACAACGACACGAUGCGGCACUUUGAUGUCAUCACCAAGUCCACCGACAAGUGGCAGAUACACGAGUUCAACUUCGAUGCGGCCAACGGUAGCGAGGAUUACGGCCACUUCUACUCCGCCGAGAGCUACAUUGUCCGCUGGAUCUAUCAGAUAUCGGUGACCGUGCGAGAGCUGAGCGGAAAGGUGUCCAACAGAAGCACUGUGGGUCGCGAUCGUUGCGUCUACUUCACGUGGCAGGGACAGGACUCGAGUGCCAAUGAGAAGGGUGCCGCCGCUCUCUUGACUGUGGAGCUGGACAAGGAGAAGGGCUCCCAGCUGCUGGUGGCCCAGGGCGAUGAGUGCACGGCCUUUGUGCGUCUGUUCCGCCAGCUGUGGCAGCAUCGCGGCCGCAAGGAGCAGUGCCUGGAGAAGCGCAACCAGUGGCGACUCUACCAACUGCAGGGCAAUGUGCCCGAGGAGUCGCUGCUAAAGGAGGUGGACUGCCAGUCGCAGCAACUGCGUUCCCGCAGCUCCAUGCUCAUGAUUCACGGCAGCCAGGGACUCGUCAUCGUCUGGCAUGGCUCGAAGAGCGCUCCACACUCACGCAGUGUGGCUCUGGAGGCUGCCCAGGAGUUAGUCAAGCAAAUGCCCAAGGAUCUCUUCAGUUGCGAAAGUGCUGCCAUCCUCACAGAGCUGGAGGAGGGCGACGAGAGUGAGGACUGCAAGAAGGCUUUGGGUUUGGAAGAGCAGCGCACGGACUAUGGCAGCCUGCUGAAGUCCACCAAAUCCUUCGACUACCAGCUGAGGAUCUUCAACUUCUCCAGCACACAGGGCGUGUUCAAAGCCUUGGAGCUGAGCGAUCCACUGCGGUGCCAGGACAAGUACAGUCCGUAUCCGUUUAGCCAGGCGCAACUCUACAAUGCACGUCAGCCGACCAUCUUCCUGUUGGAUGAUGGCGAUGAGCUGUGGCUCUGGAUGGGCUGGUGGCCACUUGAGGAUAUAAAGAUAACAACGGAUGAGAGAAGCAGCCCCACAAAUGACAAUCGGGCUGGUGUUAAUCGCUGGAUCUCAGAGAGACGCGCUGCCCUCGAGACGGCCGUCGACUAUUGGCGUGCCAAGCACGGUGAGAAUGUGAAGGAAGCGUUCCAUGGCGUCAAGGGCCAGGUGGUGUGGGCAGGCCUCGAACCAUUGGCAUUCAGAGCACUCUUUCCGGAGUGGAAUGAGCGUGCCGAUGUCAGGGAAAUCAAUGUAGAGGAUGGCCGUACGGAUGAUAUCAUUGAAAUUAGCACAAUGCUGGCACAAAUGACACAGACAGAGUAUCCUUUGGAGGUGCUCAAGGGGCGACCACUGCCCGAGGGAGUGGAGCCCACGCGACUGGAGGUCUACUUGAAUGCCGAGGACUUUCAGGUGGCCCUGGGCUGCAGUCGGGCGGAGUUUGAGCAGCUGCCCAUCUGGAAGCAGACCAAGCUGAAGAAGGAGCGGGGCCUGUUCUAGGAGAGAGGCACAAUGCAACCAUAUAGACUUGAACACAAUCACAAACCACACAAACCACACACCCAUACACACACUUUUCUAAGCACACUUUUGUAUGCGGCGAUGCUUUUGCAACGGGCACUGACAUAACUUACUAUAUAACAUAGUAUAUUCUAUAUAUAUAUAUAUCUAAACAAGUAUCAUAUAUACACACGUGCGCAUAUCCCUAUGUACUCUCUAUUUUACACACAAACUACAUAUGAUAUAUAUCCUUUUAUAUGUAGUAGUUAUAUGCAAGCAGGCGACACUGCACGACUAUUAUGCAAGUGCACGAUGCCAGGCAAUAAACUUCAAAUCGCUUCAUUCGACAACCAACUCAUUCAACUGUUCAGAGUCCAUCGAUUAUACCUGUAUAUAAAUAUUAAGUUGUUUUUACAUUAUGUAUUUUAUUUUAAUGUAUUAUUAUUUGAGCGAUUUAACGAAAUUUGCAUUUGUUCAAUCUCCGCAA